CAGCAAGCGUAUCAAGCCAGCCAUUGUGUCAAGGUGCCGCUAUCGACCUCGAACUGAGUGAUUGUAUGGAAAUUCGAGCUCGAGACGAUACGCGCCGCAUCUCCUAAAACCACAUGUUCGCACAAUGACAUCCAUCGACGAGCUCUUCCGAAAACCGAACCUUCCGCCUGCGGGAAACAAGCGCAAAUACGAAGCUCCUGACGCGCAAGAAGUCUACAAGGCUUCUAAACUAUCCAAGUCCUCAUCUCCGAAUGGCCGGGCCAACGGCGCGACAGUAGAGGAUGCUGAAGAUGAAGACCUCGAAGCCGGCCCCGAACUUCCACCAGAUCUCGACGAUGAAGGCGAUGAUGAAGAUGGCAAAUUCUUUGGCUCAGGCAUGACAAAGGACGCGGCGGAGGCUUUAGAUUAUAUCGAUGAAGCAGAUGGCGCGGAGGAAGCUUUACAGGAAGAAAAGAUUGAUUCAGCAUGGUUGAGGAGGUUGACAACGAGUUUUGAGAGAAAAGUUGUGAAGAAUGCAGAGUUGAGAGCAAAGUAUGAGAGUGAUCCAACAAAAUUCAUCGAGAGCGAGGCAGACUUGGAUGCGGAAAUCAAGAGCUGGAGUUUGCUAGGCGAGCAUCCGGAGCUGUACAUUGAGUUUGCCAAAGGAGGCGCUGCUGCCACACUAGUUGGAUUGCUUGCGCAUGAGAAUACAGACAUUGCCAUUGGAGCAAUUCAGAUCUUGUCUGAGCUCCUGGAUGAAGAUGUGCAGGCGGAACAAGACCAAUGGGACGCGGUUGUGGCUGCUUUGCUUGAUGCAGAUCUGCUAGACCUUCUUAUGGACAACCUGGGGAGACUUGACGAGGAGAAUGAGAGUGAUCGAAACGGCAUGUAUCACUCGCUGGCUGUAUUGGAGAGUCUGGCAGGACAGCAGGCAACGGCGGAGAAGAUUGGACAGGAGAGACUGUUGAUGUGGUUGUGCAAUCGCAUCAAAGUCGCCGAGAAGCCCGUGGGACAGAACAAGCAGUAUGCGGCGGAAGUGCUCCAGGUCUUACUGCAGUCCUCCUCUCUACUUCGAAAGCGCUUGGCGGUGGACAUCGACGGCGUGGAUCUAUUUCUGCAGCUACUUGCCGCGUAUCGGAAGCGUGAUCCGGAAAAAGACACCCAUGAGGAGGAAUUCGUGGAGAACCUCUUCGAUGCGCUAACAUGUGUGGUGGACGAGGUCGAGGGGAAGGCAAAGUUUGUUGAGGCAGAAGGUGUCGAGCUGGGCCUGAUCAUGCUCAAAGAGGGAACGAAGAACAUCACGCAACGUGCACUACGGGUACUGGACCAUGCGACGAAUGGCCAGGGAGCAGCUUCUGCCGCGGUCUGCGACAAGAUAGUUGAUGCCGCUGGCCUCAAAUCUCUGUUCAGUACGUUCAUGAAGAGCAAGGACGCCGCGAGUGUGGAGCAUUUGCUUGGUAUAUUCUCCGCCAUGCUGCGACUGCUACCUGGAGAGUCUGCAGCCCGCAUCCGCGUAUUGGCAAAAUUCACGGAAAAGAAGAUGGAGAAAGUCGUGAGGCUGAUCAAACUGCGAAAAGAAUAUGCUGCCAAGGUGUCGAAAGUCGAGAAGGAGAUUGCCCAAGAACAGAAGAGUCUUCCGGACGAUGAGCUCGAGGACCGGGCAGACGAGUGGUUCUCCCGACGUCUUGACGGCGGUCUAUUCUGCUUGCAGAUGUGCGAUGUGAUAUUGGCAUGGCUGGUAGCAGAAGACGAAGGCAUCAGGCAGUUGGCGCUGCAAGAGUUUCAUGGUGGAUUCGGCAUGAUCAAGACAUCCUUGGACGAGCAGAUGAAGGGUCUGGAAGGCGGUUCUGAAGAGGACCAAGACACGAGAGAAAUGCUGGAGACACUAAUAGGAUAUCUUGAAUGAGGCCCUGGUAUGUAGUCUCAAUGAUAUCGUCGCGUAGGACCAGGCUGGCGGAGCCGAAAGUGCUGAUUUAUGCCAAGGCAUGGCUGGACUUCCCGCAGCCACAGCCGCUCUGCUGCCUCGACCUCUACCGUUCGCAGCAAAAAACAUCGAAUUGCUCACGCGCUAGGAGCUCGCUGCCUGAACCAUCAGGCACAUGCGACACCUCUUAAGUCGGCGGACUGCACUGACUUUGUCGUUCCAAUAUCGACUG
This is a messenger RNA of Cercospora beticola, 2135 nucleotides long. RefSeq names its product beta-catenin-like protein 1. Gene Ontology annotation, cellular component: spliceosomal complex. Lineage: Eukaryota; Fungi; Ascomycota; Dothideomycetes; Mycosphaerellales; Mycosphaerellaceae. The record is from RefSeq and is a predicted model, not a curated record.